AUGUACUCUCUUGUUCUCUCUGCAGAGGUCACCAAUCUCCGCCCGAAGGACACCGAAGAGAACCCUUACUUCUACACGUUUAAGGUGCAAUGCACGUCAUGUCGAGAGGUUCACCCUAACUGGAUCAGUUUCAAUAGAUUUGAGAAACUUGAGGUCCCUGGCAGUCGGGGUGAGGCAAAUUUCGUAUGGAAAUGUAGACUCUGCACGAGGACGCAUUCCGCCUCAAUCACAAACCCACCCACCGCAUAUGAAGAAUCGAAUAGCAAGGGCCAAAAGGUCAUUGAGUUCGAUUGUCGAGGGCUCGAGUUCACGGAGUUUAAGGCUGAUGGAGAGUGGGAAGCAAAGGGAGCAGAAUCGUCGACGGUGUUUUCAGGUAUCGAUAUUAGCGAUGGCGAGUGGUAUGAUUACGAUGAGAAGGCGGGUGAAGAGGUUAGUAUCAAAGAUGUCAGUUGGGAAAUUCGCAGAGCAUGA
Molecule: messenger RNA, 471 nt
Organism: Histoplasma capsulatum G186AR
Lineage: Eukaryota; Fungi; Ascomycota; Eurotiomycetes; Onygenales; Ajellomycetaceae
Product: DUF866 domain-containing protein
Exons: 5
Coding region: 1-471 (156 amino acids)
Molecular function (GO): zinc ion binding
Source: RefSeq, a predicted model, not a curated record